AUUAUUAGAUUUUCUUGUUUAAAGAUUUCUGCCAUUUUGGAGAUCUUGGCUAGCCAUGAAUCUUAUUUUAGAUUCCAAUAAUUAUAUUGGAUUCUAGGAACUCACCAUAAAAAAGGCUUAGGCCCAUGGAAUAAGAUAGCUGGAUGAUAUUCUCUGAGUAAAUUCUCUUGUUUCCCUAUGGUAGUUGUCAAGGGGUGGGGGGUGAGGAGUGAUCUCUAGUAUAAGACUAUAGGACUGUUGAGCUUGCUCACAAUCAUUGCAUUAUUUCUCUUUUGUGAUGCGAAAUUAAAUCCGGUAUGUUAAAUCUUAUUGCAAUUAGUUUCCUCCUUGAUCUAGUUGCAUUAUGAUGUAGCCUGAUUUUUGGGCUAGGACAUCCAGCCUAUAUAGGCCCCAAAAUGUUUGAUGAGCUUGGUUUCUGGAAGAAUUGUGGCCAUAGGGUUGAAUGAGAUAUAUUUGUAUGGAACCAUGGGCCCCAAUCGGGUUCAAGGACAUGCAACACAUGUGGGCCCCAUACUAGCAAGAUUUUUGCUUUUCUUUUUCUUAGUUGUUAGAGUUAAAGAGAUAGUUGAGCUAGUUUCCUUUUGUAUUUUGUAGAUUUUAGUGUGCCACUUUUUGGGUUCCAACGAUGUACAAAUGACACAAAAAUGGCCAUGUUUGAAAGCCUAUUGAGUUAGCUUCUAGACGAGCCCAAGAUUAUGUGAUUCUAUUAUCAUUUGAGUGAGAUAUGGCCUCUUUUUUGAUGAUGUGUUAGGUUUUGGUGGGAUUAAAGGCUAUUUUAGUUGUUUUAAUAUUUUAUUGAAAUAGAUGGUUAUGAUUAAAAGUAAUGGAUGAUUAUGAUUACAUUAUGUUUUCCUUGCUUUGUGGAAAAGUAUAUAGACAUGUAAAGACUCUUCUAUGACUGGUUAUGAUGAUUAUUAUUUGGUUAAAGAGAAGCCUUCAAUAUAGAGUGAACAUAAACCCUUCCUUUCAUUUGGGUUGUAUAGAUCAUUGCUCGUGCAUCCCACACCACAGUCCAUCAUUAAAACCCAUAGAUCUUUGUGGAGUUCCUGUACUGGUUUUCUUCCUUGUUCCUGCAGACCUAAGCAGUUUUUCAUGCUUGAAUCUAUUUGGGCCUGCACCAGCAUGUGUGUGGACGGCCCCACCUGAGGAAUGACCCAGAUUUUGAACACGUGACUUAAAGGCCGUUGAACACUCAUUGGUUGUGUGAAAAAAUCUUGAAUCAUCUACUCAAAAGCAAUCUCAAGAAUUGAUCGAGUGUUGGUGCUUUAUGAAGUAUAAACGAGGGAAGUUGUAAAAGCAUCUCAACUGUCGAAAUCCCUCAUUAUGACUUUCAGUCUAUUGGUAGUUCCAUUAGACAUUACCCAGCUAUCUUUAAGCAAAUUCUUGAAUGGUAGAAUUGUUCUCCAGGGAUGAAAAGAAGAAAAAGAAAAGAAAAGAAUUGAUGCAUAAUGAAACAUAGCUUACAAAAAACAAGUGCAGAUCAGAUGAACAUGAACCAUACUCGAAAGCGUCAGAUGCGAGCAGAUGCUGAUGAUCAAGCUGCCGAUCAAAUCAGCAAUUUACCAGAAGCCAUUCGUAGUCACAUUGUCUCCAUGCUCCCAAUGGAAGAGGCUGUGGUUACCACCGUUUUGUCCCGAAGUUGGAGACACAUCUUAACUUCUCUCACCACUUUAGACUUUGAAUACUCCCGUUUCCCUCAAGUAAGACGCCGAGAACAACUCUUCAUCGAUUUUAUCAAGCGGACUAUAGCUCUUCAUAACAGGUCGAAUAUAGAAAAGUUCCGUAUGUCUUUUGGGUUUUAUUUCAGAUACACUCCUCUUGUCAAUGAAUGGAUUGGUUUUGCUGUGGGCUGCAACGUCCGGGAGCUUGAUCUUGAUAUCCCAAAGUUGGAAGAUGCCAAACUGCCUUCUUGCCUUUUCACUUGUGAAUCGUUAGUGGUGUUGAAAUUGAAUAUGAACGACUCUGUUCUUAAACUGCCUGUGACCAUUGAGUUUUGUCGGCUCAAGACCUUGCAUCUCAAAUGGAUCAGCUUUUCCGAUGAAUGCUUGACACGGGGACUAUUUUCAAGCUGUCCUAUGCUCGAAGAUUUGAAUUUCAGAAGCUGUGAAAUGAAGGAAUUCCAGAUUUUUGACAUUUCCUCUCCCUCACUCAAGAGCUUGACUAUGUUUUCUUGUGGUCUGAGAACAUCUAAGCUCAAGGUUUCUACGCCGAAUCUCUUAUCGUUCAAGUACAUAGGCUAUAUGGCACAAGACUAUGCUUUGGAAAACCUUUCCUCUCUAACUGAUGUGGACAUUAAUUUUUUCGGGUCGACUGCUGAUGAAGAUUACAGUUUUCACUGGGGUAAACUAUUCAGAGGCCUCAGCAAUGCACGAGUCUUCAGGUUGGGGAUUUCAUGCAUUGGGUUUCUGUCAAGAGCACGAGAUUUAUUAGAAUGGCUGCCUAGAUUCUGCAAUCUUAAGCAUUUGAAGCUGACUUCCUUUCCUAACAAAAAUCAUUUCCAAGCAAUAUUCUGCUUGCUCGAGAGCUCUCCCAAUCUAGAGUAUCUCCUUGUGGAUGUGAACGGAACUGAGUGUGUUAAGGUCACCACAUUGGACUUCUUGAAGCAAUUUGAGUGUUCGUUGGUGCCGCACAAGAUACUAAAGAAACCCAUCUGGGUGCAACCAUACACUGUCGAUUGGCAAGGGUACAUGGAAUCAAGAGAGUUGUCACUUGAGUGCCUGGAAUACCACCUCAGGACAGUUGAGAUGAGGAACUUCCAUGGAUGCGACGACGAAGUCAAUUUUGUGAAACUUUUGUUGAGAAACGCAAAGGUAUUGGAGGGAAUCACCAUAGCUGCAGAUGACAGCCAGUCGGCAGGGGCUGCUUGCAGGGGAAUACUGAACUGCACAACAGCCUCUUCAAACGUCCACAUUACAUUUCCCAAGAAAUCUGAAGUUCAUAUUGCACCACCGUCCCGUUGAUUGAUUUCAUUGCGAGACAACAACUCAGUAAACUGAUUGUACAGGAACAGGUAAAAUACAUGUCCAACUUGUAUUCAUGUCGCCACAUUAUUACCCUCCAAGCACAAAUUCUCUGUAGGUUGUCCCUUAUUACUGUGCAAAUUCCUGUGUGAGGCCCAUGUAAGCCUUCUAUGAUCAAUGGAGAGGUAUGUGCUUUAGUUUGCACAUGACCGAAAAAUAGCCAUGAUUGGAUAUUUAAAGCCAUACAAUUAAGAUCAUGCAAAAUGGAUGGCAAGUGUAAAAAUGAUCUCACCAUCCAUUUUGCAGGCCCUUAUUUGAGUGGCUCUAAUCCCUUGAUCUGGGGUGAUACUGCAGCCAUACCAUGUGCAGUCUACUGUGGACCCUCCUCUCUGAUGUUCCACCAUGAUCAUGGGUGGGCCUGCUUGGGCCCACACAUAAAAUUAUUGCCUUAAUAAGGUGUGGACAAUUCUUAUUGGACUAGCUCUCCCUUGUAUCCGUGCAAAUCAAGUGACUUGAUCUCCUGUUCCGCUG
This is a messenger RNA of Magnolia sinica, 3491 nucleotides long. Its product is annotated as F-box/LRR-repeat protein At4g14103-like. Bases 1449 to 2960 code for a protein of 503 amino acids. The record is from RefSeq and is a predicted model, not a curated record. Gene Ontology annotation, molecular function: protein binding. The transcript is spliced from 5 exons. Lineage: Eukaryota; Viridiplantae; Streptophyta; Magnoliopsida; Magnoliales; Magnoliaceae.